UAAUAAAUUAAUCCAAUUCUCGCGUUAUUUGCGACAACAACUAGAAAAUUGAAUCAAUUUAAUCUAAACAAAUUUAUGGCGACCAACUUGCUGAUAAAUCCUAUAAAACUACGCUUUUAUACAGAAAGAUAUGGAAAGGAGAAGAAAUUGAUAAAUGUACGAGAAACAUUUGUGCCUACUAUUCGUACAAAACCAUUAACUGGCAAAUUAUAUGCGAAACACGAUGUUUUCUCUCCAUUUGACGUUAGAGAGGACGACAUCAACUUGAUUAAACGAAAGAUGGAGAUGAUACCCAAAGAUAUUUAUUCGUUUAGGCCGCCGGCAGUAAAUAUGGAAUACGGUUGGUUCACCGAACCGCUAGUACCUGUCACGGAGGAUCCAAGAUUACGCUUCUCUAGGAAACAAUCGGAUUUUAUCGCGAGUGAACUCAUACGUCGAAAACUGCAGAAAGCGAAUCUACCAGAGAAAAGAUUUCUUGGCGUGCCGUUUAGAACAUAAAUAUUUAAGAGAAUGAUGAAUCGGUGAAUUGUGAUGUUUUCGAUAGAUUAUAGAAUAAAAGUUUGUAAUUGAAGAAAGAUUUUCUUCCAAGCUUCAUAAAAGCACCAUUAAAAAAAAAGUGAGAUAA
Molecule: messenger RNA, 625 nt
Organism: Solenopsis invicta (red fire ant)
Lineage: Eukaryota; Metazoa; Arthropoda; Insecta; Hymenoptera; Formicidae
Exons: 2
Coding region: 76-498 (140 amino acids)
Source: RefSeq, a predicted model, not a curated record